AUGGAUAAAGAUUCACUUCUUCAAGCUUUGGGUGGUACUCUAGACGCAGACCAACAUGUCAGAAAAAGUAGCGAGCAGUCACUACACGUUUAUGAACAACAACCCGGAUUUACGAGUUAUUUGUUGGACUUGAUUAUUGAGCCUGGGGUUCAACUUGGCACACAGAUUGCAGCUGCAAUUUUCUUCAAGAAUAGAGUUUUGAACUAUUGGAUUGCGCCUGAAAGUACCAAACAACCAGCAAGCUAUUUCCUUCUUGAAAAUGAAAAAAGUGAUAUAAAGAGCAAAUUGGUCCCCACGUUGAUGAAAGCACACAAGAUAAACCAGAUUAAAUUUUCGUUGUCAACUGCAUUGAACGGGAUAUUGAGCUACGAUAAGUGGGAUGAGCUAACAGCAUUGAUUGUCAAUUUACUUUCAUCACAAGAUCAAGACCAAAUAUUAGUGGGGUUGAUUUGCUUGCAUGAAUAUGUUAAGAGUUAUAGAUGGGCUGGUCUUGAACUGAAAAAUUUUUCCAACCCCGUUGUGGAAACGAUUGCCCAAGAGAUCUUUCCAAUUAUUGAACAGUUGGCCCAGACAUUGAUUUCCAACGAUGGAAGUACUGUGACCGACGAAAUGCUCUACCUCAUUGUUAAAUCAUUCAAGAAUGCCACAUAUUCCUCCCUUCCGGCAUAUUUGAUGGAUAUAAACAAAUUGGGUCUCUGGUGUAAAAUACAUAUUCUGAUAAUCAACAAGCCUUUACCCAAAGAGCUUAUGGAGGAAGAUAUACCAGAACAGCGUGCUUUACACCCUCGAGUGAAAGCAGUUAAGUGGUGUUUUGCCAAUAUGAAUCGUUUAUUGAACAAACAUGGUGGCGGGUAUUUAACCAAGGAAAAGAACGAUUUUACUCAAAUAUUUCUCACAAAUUUCGUUCCUGAAAUCCUCAGCUCCUAUUGGAAGAUAAUUGAAGAUUGGUCGAGCAGAAAGAUAUGGUUGAGUGAAGCAUCAUUGUUUUAUAUGAUUUCAUUUUUGGAGCUCAUAAUUGAAACGCCAUGUUGGGAAUUGGUGGGUGAUAAAUUGGAUGCUAUAAUCGGACAUUUGAUACUUCCAUCUUUGCAAGCUACGCAAGAAACAAUGGAACUUUACGAAGACGACACAUUUGAAUAUAUUAGAAGAUUUUUUGAUGUCAAUAGGGAACAAAAGACCAGUGAUGUUGCUGCCAUCAAUUUUGUGUUCAGACUUUCCAAUAAAAAGUUCAAGCUGACUAUAAAUGUGGUUUUCGGAAUCAUCAAUGACAUCUUUACGCAAAGAACAAACGAUCGAGGAAACCAGGAGGUUGCAAUGAAAACUGAGGGAGCCCUCAGAAUACUUUCCACAAUUUCAUACAAGUUGGACCAAAAAUCUUCACCAUGUCAUGGACAAGUGGACAAUAUGCUUGCAACGUAUGUUCUUCCUGAGUUGUCAAAUGAGAAUGCUACAAAAACACCUUGGCUUACUGCAAGAGCUUGUGAUACGAUUGCUAUGUUCCACAAUCACAAAUACAGUGAUAUGCAAGUCUUGCAAUCGAUUUUCCAAGGAAUCAUCACUUGUUUCCAAAAUGAGAACCAAUUCCCAAUCCAGUUGACAGCUGCAGAUGCAUUGGCUACUUUGGUUCAGGAGGACUCAGUAGCAGCCCAUGUUGCAGACCAAGCGCCUCAAUUAUUGGAGAAUUUGUUGGAGAAAUCGAAAAAGUACGAAAGUGAGAUUUUAACCAAUGUGAUGGACACUUUUGUUGAGAAGUUUGCCAAAAGUCUUGAACCUUAUGCCGUUGAGCUUGGAACUAAGUUGGUUGAACAAUUUCUUCAAUUGUGCAAUGAUAUUCUUGAACUGCAAAGCGCAGGAGGAGCGAUCGAAACCGACAAGGAGUACCAGGCAAGUGGCUUAUUGAGUACAUUGACCACCUUGAUUCUUUCCACCUCACAUGCCUCGAAAAUAGGAACUCGUUUGGAGACGGUGGUUCAAGAGUUAAUCAGCUUUGUUUUGGAAAAUGCGAUGGUGGUAUUUUUGACGGAAAUCGUUGAGAUUAUGGAGUCAUUGUUGUACUUGAAUCAAGAGGUGACAACUACUAUGUGGUCAAUGUACCAGAGUGUGAUUGAUGCAUUCGAGACUUAUGCUUACGAAUAUUUUGAUCUGUUUCAACCAUUCUUUGUGGGUAUUGUCAACAAAGGAUUUACCAAUCCUCAAGUUACCAUGCAGCAUCCUUAUGUCCAAUCAAUGAUGAAUGUGUGCUUCGGUGUUUUGAAACAAGAAGACAUGGAUCCAAUAUUUGCUCACUCGGCGUUUGAAGAUAUUGAACUAACCAUUUUGGCCAUGGAUACGCGAAUUGCAUCUCUUUUACCAAACUUCUUGACUGAAAUAUUUGAAAUUUACCAUAACUUGGACGCCCAAAAUGCAUUUGACGGAUUCAUGUUGCACCGUUUAUCAUUACUUCGUAUUCUUUUUGCUGCCAUUUUUGUUGAUCCAGUAAAUACAGUCAACUUUAUAGGAUCCAGAGGUUUUACUGUGGAGUUUUACAAAUUAUGGAUCAAACAUAGUGAUGAUUUCCAGAGUGUCUAUGGAUGCAAAUUACAGAUUUUAUGCGCUUUGGCCAUCCUUAAAAGUGAAGCCGUCAAAAGCAUUCAGGAAGACUUGGUUGGAGAAACUGUUGAUUUACUUAUAAACAACGUGGCUGCUUUGCCAAAUGCGAUCAGAACCAAAAAUUCAAUCUUAACUAAUGAAAUUAGUCAAAAGGACCAGGUUAAAACCGAGGUAACAGAUGAUGAUGACAAUGAUGAGUUCGCUGACAUAGGCGAUUUAGAUGAUGAGUAUGAGAUGGACGAAGCGGAAAUGGAAGCUCUCAGGGAAACACCUAUUGAUAGGGUUAAUGGAUUUGAAGAGUUUGUUCAAGUUUUCCUUUCUAUGCAACAAAAUGAACCAGAAAAGUAUCACAUUUUGUUUGGUGAUUUGGAUGAUAGCAAAAAGGAGAUGAUUCAAGAACUUGUAAGAGUAACUCAACAAACCAGACGCUGA
This is a messenger RNA of Lodderomyces parapsilosis, 3021 nucleotides long. RefSeq lists its product as uncharacterized. Gene Ontology annotation, biological process: protein import into nucleus. Gene Ontology annotation, molecular function: small GTPase binding. The coding region runs from base 1 to 3021 and encodes 1006 amino acids. The record is from RefSeq and is a predicted model, not a curated record. The transcript has a single exon. Gene Ontology annotation, cellular component: cytosol; nuclear envelope. Lineage: Eukaryota; Fungi; Ascomycota; Pichiomycetes; Serinales; Debaryomycetaceae.